CCAAUCUCUUACGUCACCCACCUUUGACUCUCUCUAUCCCAUUCAUUCCAUCUUUAAACGCCCCAUUCUCUUUGAUUUCCCACUGUCUCAACUAAAGAACCAUGGUGAGAGCAAGAGACGAUCUAUGCAUAAGCGUUCCCAGCUUCUUCAAGUGCCCCAUCUCUCUCGACGUCAUGAAAUCCCCUGUCAGCCUCUGCACCGGAGUCACCUACGACCGCUCCAGCAUCCAACGCUGGCUCGACGCCGGCAACAACACCUGCCCCGCCACCAUGCAACUCCUCCAUACCAAAGACUUCAUCCCCAACCGUACUCUCCAAAGCCUCAUCCAGAUCUGGUCCGAUUCGCUUCUUCGCCACCCAACCCCUUCCGAACCGCUCCCUUCCCCUGACCAAGUCCUCCGAACCGUCUUCGACUUCAAAUCCGACUCGGACUCCCUCCGGUUCGGUUCGCUCUCGAAACUCCUCCUCUUCGCCAAAGAUUCUCUCCAAAACAAACUUUUCCUCGCAAAAUUAGAAGGCUUCGUGAAUCAACUCGUUCGCUUCCUCCAUAAUGUCGACGUCGGAGUAACCGCGGGAACGAGUGUUGAAUUUCUCGAACAAGUCGUUAUCGUGUUGGGUUUGAUUCUCGAUAGCAUCGAGGAUCGCGAGGGAUUGAAAAACUCUAUGCUGAAAGGAAAGAAACAAAGCUUAGAUUCUCUGCUUUUAGUUCUCCAACGAGGAAGCUUGGAAUCAAAAAUUGCCUCCGCUAGGGUUCUUCAAUUCGUCGCCGUGGACGCGGAGGCGAAGAUUUCAAUCGCCGAGAAGGAAAGUGUGGUGGCGGAGUUGCUGAAAUCGGCGGCGCCGGAGAAAGAUGCGGCGCUGAUCGAGGCCGCUCUGGCGAGCCUGGUGGCGAUUUCGGCGCCGAAGCGGAACAAGUUGAAGCUGGUGAACCUCGGAGCGGUGAAGGCGAUGACGAGGCUGUUGACGGAGGCGAAUUUGGGCGCCGCGGCGGUGGAGAAGGUGUUGAAGAUUGUGGAGACGGCGUCAUCGACGAGGGAGGGGCGGAGCGAGAUAUGCGAGGAGGCGACGGCGGCGUGUGUGGCGGCGGUGCUGAGCAAGGUUCUGAAGGUGUCGAGCGCGGCGACGGAGCACGCGGUGACGACGCUGUGGAGCUUGUGUUACCUGUUCCGCGAUCGCAAGGCACAGGAGGCGGUGACGCAGAACAAUGGCUUGACCAAGAUUCUGUUGCUGAUGCAGAGCAAUUGUGCGCCGCACGUGCGACAAAUGUGCACCGAUUUGCUCAAGAUUUUUCUGGCGAACUCCAAGUCUUGCCUUUCGUGCUACGACACCAAAACCACGCAUAUCAUGCCGUUUUGACGCUCUCUCCCUCACAAUCACACCACGUAGUAAUUAAAAUUGCUUGUAAAAUGUAAAUCAAACCAAAUUUUGUUUGUUCAUAGACAAAUUUAAAAAAAAAACCAAUAUCACAAAGGGAAAUAUUCAUUUCGAGCUCCUUACGUUUAGUGUCAAUUGUGAAUCUUAAUGGUCUUGCACUCUUACUAGUGUGUGUGCAAUGCACGAAGCUUGCCAACGAUUUGGACACUGUGUGUUUAAUUUUUGGUUGAGGAUGAGCCUAAUUUACAUUUGUCAAACUAAUUAUUAUUUGUUUGUUUGCA
Glycine soja is the source of this 1654-nucleotide messenger RNA. RefSeq names its product U-box domain-containing protein 27-like. The transcript has a single exon. The record is from RefSeq and is a predicted model, not a curated record. Gene Ontology annotation, biological process: protein ubiquitination. NCBI's taxonomy places the organism in Eukaryota, Viridiplantae, Streptophyta, Magnoliopsida, Fabales, Fabaceae. The coding region runs from base 102 to 1355 and encodes 417 amino acids. Gene Ontology annotation, molecular function: ubiquitin protein ligase activity.